Colletotrichum navitas is the source of this 1883-nucleotide messenger RNA. RefSeq lists its product as uncharacterized. NCBI's taxonomy places the organism in Eukaryota, Fungi, Ascomycota, Sordariomycetes, Glomerellales, Glomerellaceae. Bases 134 to 1516 code for a protein of 460 amino acids. Gene Ontology annotation, biological process: regulation of mRNA splicing, via spliceosome. The transcript is spliced from 2 exons. The record is from RefSeq and is a predicted model, not a curated record. Gene Ontology annotation, molecular function: mRNA binding; zinc ion binding. Gene Ontology annotation, cellular component: nucleus.
CCCAAGAGAAAGUCUACGUGCCUGUUAACGAUUAUCCAGAGAUUAACUUCAGUAUGAUUGCUAACCCUCUAACCCUCCUAACCAAAAUUCUUGUUUCCCUUGUUCCCCUGCCUGGACUCUGGCCAAGCUUGUCAUGCAUCCUCCAGGUGUCUUGUCAGACCUGGCCUUGUUUGGAGAUCGGGACCGUCAUAAUUGCUUCACCAUCUUGAUACAUGUACUAACGCUUAGCUCUCCUCGUAAAGUUGGCUUACUUAUCGGACCCCGUGGCAACACCCUGAAGAAGAUGGAGUCAGAGUCUGGUGCCAAGAUUGCCAUUCGUGGCAAGGGCUCCGUCAAGGAAGGAAAGGGGCGGUCGGACGCAGCUCACGCUAGCAACCAGGAGGAAGACCUCCACUGCCUUAUCAUGGCGGAGACGGAAGAAAAGGUCAACAAGGCCAAGAAGCUCAUCCACAAUAUCAUUGAGACGGUACGUAUCCCCUCCCCCACAACGCCUGCACCUACAACUGCUAACUGUGGUCUUUACCAGGCUGCUUCCAUACCCGAAGGCCAGAACGAGCUUAAGCGUAACCAGCUCCGUGAGCUCGCUGCCCUCAACGGUACCCUCCGCGACGAUGAAAACCAGGCCUGCCAGAACUGCGGUCAGAUCGGCCAUCGCAAGUACGACUGUCCCGAGCGGCAAAACUACACUGCCAGCAUCAUCUGCCGUGUCUGUGGCAACGCUGGACACAUGGCCAGAGAUUGCCCCGACCGACAGAAGGGUGCUAGCUGGCGCAACGACGGUCCCGGCAGUGGUAGAGGUCCUGUCGGCCGCAUUGGGAGCGGAGACGCCGUCGACCGCGAGUACGAGCAACUUAUGCAAGAACUCGGUGGUGGUUCCUCCAGCGGUGCUGCCCCCGCACGCAUCGAAGCCGGUCCUGGUUCCUACAACAACGGCCCUGGUGCUGGCGGCGGUGGCGGCGGCGGUGGCGGCGAAGCGAGGCCCUGGCAGCGCGGCCCUACCGGCGGUCCUGCUCCCUGGCGUAGUCGUAACAACGACUCGCGCGAUGACCGCGACCGCGACAGUGGUGGUGGUGGCGGCGGCGGCGGCGGCGGCGGCGGUGGUGCCGCUCCAUGGGCUCGCGACCGCAACCGCCGCGAUGAGCAGGCCGGUGGUGACAGCUACUAUGGUGGCGGCCAAGGAGGCUAUGGUGGCCAGGCAGCCGCGCCCGCUGCUCCGGGUGCUGCCCCUUGGCACCAGCCCCCCGGAACCCAGAACGGCUAUGCCGCCUACGGUGGCUACCCCGGGUACGGCGCGCCGCCCGGCAUGGCGGCACCUCCGAGCAUCCCUCCUCCUCCACCAGGUGGUCCUGGUCUCGGAGCUCCUCCGGGCCUGGCUGGUGGUCUCAACGCACUCAUCCAGCAAUACGCCGGUGGUGCGCCGCCGCCGCCUCCCUCGGACAACGCACCUCCUCCUCCUCCCAGCGACCUGCCCCCCCACCUCCCCCCCCUGGUGCCUGAUCUGGAUUCUAGGACUUGAGCGGACGGUCCUAGGACUAACGUGGAUUCUGAAGACAUGCUUUCGCUCGAACAGGUUGAAGACUAACGAUCAACUAACAACCAAGGAUUCAUUUCAUGACUUCCAGGGUUGGACAAGUGUUCGUACCUACCUACCUACCUAUCUACCUACCUACGUGCGAUGUAGCGUUUGCAUUCCAGAACUGUUUGCAGGGCUGAUGAGGGCGGGUCCGGGUGUCGCUUCACUUGGAAACAGAGACCCAGAAACAGCACACAAACUCAAACAAAUUGUAUGAUAGACGGGGAACUGAGUGGUCACUAAUCCAUAGGCUUUCUUUGUGCAUUAUACGUAGCAAGAAGUUUAUCCUAUUUCAUGUUCAUUUCAGCGU